CUGGUCUACAAGCUAACUUUGCGUCGCUUGCGGGUGCGGCUAGGAGCAGUGGGAAAGAAGCCAGAGGCAGCUCAGGGGGCGACUUGGGGUGUCCUUGGCUGGACCGGGCGCCGGGGAGGCAGAAGAGCUCAUUGUUGUCCUGGGAUCCAGUGGCUAAAGGAGGCCCUGCCAGCGGGCGCGCGCUCAGUCCCUGCUUUGCAAGGGAUCCAACGGCCACCCCGCCAGGCUCCGGUGCCGGGCACCAUGCGGCGGACGGGGCGCCGCGGGCCGCGGGUCCCCGCGCGGGAAAGGGGCGGGCUAGUGGCCGUGCGCCCUGGCGCUGGGCCAGGCUCGGCGUGAGCAGCGGCGCGAGCGGGCGAUGGGCUGACGGAGCCCUGUGGCGGGCGCGGCGGGGACUGGGGUGGCGGCGGGGGCGGGGACGGGGACGGGCGCGCCAGCACCGGCGGGGCGGCUGCGGGCGCCGCGGAGGAGGUGGAGGCGGCGCCGGGCUCCCAGGCCGCCUGGUAGGCCAAGGGCCUGCGCCCGGGACGAAUGGGAAGCUGGUUUCCGUGGACUAGCCUCUUACAACCCGAAGUUCCUCGGCUCCUUUAGAAGAGCAAAAAAAUAAAAGAUGACGGAGGGCCGUCGAUGUCAAGUACAUCUCCUUGAUGACAGGAAGCUGGAGCUCCUAGUACAGCCCAAGCUUUUGGCCAAGGAGCUUCUUGACCUUGUGGCUUCUCAUUUCAACCUGAAGGAAAAGGAAUACUUCGGGAUAGCAUUCACAGAUGAGACGGGACACUUGAACUGGCUUCAACUAGAUCGAAGAGUACUGGAGCACGACUUCCCCAAAAAGUCUGGGCCCGUGGUUCUGUACUUCUGUGUCAGAUUCUAUAUAGAAAGCAUCUCCUACCUGAAGGACAAUGCUACCAUUGAGCUCUUCUUCCUGAAUGCCAAGUCCUGCAUCUACAAGGAGCUUAUUGAUGUUGACAGUGAAGUGGUGUUUGAAUUGGCUUCCUAUAUCUUACAGGAAGCAAAAGGCGAUUUCUCUAGCAAUGAGGUGGUGAGGAGUGACCUAAAAAAGCUGCCAGCCCUUCCUACCCAAGCCCUGAAGGAGCACCCCUCCCUGGCCUACUGUGAGGACAGAGUCAUUGAGUACUACAAGAAGCUGAAUGGCCAGACGAGGGGUCAAGCAAUUGUGAACUACAUGAGUAUCGUGGAGUCUCUCCCAACCUACGGUGUUCACUAUUAUGCAGUAAAGGACAAGCAAGGGAUACCAUGGUGGCUGGGGCUAAGCUACAAAGGAAUUUUCCAGUAUGACUACCACGAUAAAGUGAAACCACGCAAGAUAUUCCAAUGGAGACAGUUGGAGAAUCUGUAUUUCAGGGAGAAGAAGUUUUCCGUGGAAGUUCAUGACCCCCGCAGGGCUUCAGUGACCAGGAGGACUUUUGGGCACAGUGGCAUUGCUGUGCACACGUGGUAUGCAUGCCCCGCGUUAAUCAAGUCCAUUUGGGCGAUGGCGAUUAGCCAGCAUCAGUUCUAUCUGGACAGAAAGCAAAGUAAGUCCAAGAUCCAUGCAGCACGAAGCCUGAGUGAGAUCGCCAUAGACCUCACAGAAACAGGAACGCUGAAGACCUCGAAGCUGGCCAACAUGGGGAGCAAAGGGAAGAUCAUCAGCGGCAGCAGCGGGAGCCUGCUGUCCUCAGGUUCUCAGGAGUCAGAUAGCUCACAGUCGGCCAAGAAAGACAUGCUGGCUGCCUUGAAAUCCAGGCAGGAAGCUCUGGAGGAGACGCUGCGCCAGAGGCUGGCGGAACUGAAGAGACUGUGUCUCCGGGAAGCUGAGCUCACAGGCAAACUGCCUGUUGAAUAUCCCCUGGAUCCAGGAGAGGAACCACCUAUUGUUCGGAGAAGAAUUGGGACAGCCUUCAAGCUAGACGAACAGAAAAUUCUGCCUAAAGGAGAGGAAGCUGAGCUGGAACGUCUGGAACGGGAGUUUGCAAUUCAGUCCCAGAUCACGGAGGCUGCCCGCCGCCUAGCCAGUGACCCCAAUGUCAGCAAAAAACUGAAGAAGCAGAGAAAAACCUCUUAUCUGAACGCACUGAAGAAGCUGCAGGAGAUUGAAAAUGCAAUCAACGAGAACCGCAUCAAGUCAGGGAAGAAACCCACCCAGAGGGCAUCACUAGUCAUAGACGAUGGAAAUAUCGCCAGUGAAGACAGCUCCCUCUCUGAUGCCCUUGUUCUUGAAGAUGAAGACUCUCAGGUUACCAGCACAAUAUCCCCCCUACAGUCUCCACACAAGGGACUUCCUCCUCGGCCACCAUCAUCCUCGCACAACAGGCCUCCUCCCCCACAGUCCCUGGAGGGGCUCAGGCAGAUGCACUAUCACCGCACCGACUAUGACAAGUCACCCUUAAAGCCCAAAAUGUGGAGCGAGUCCUCUCUAGACGAGCCUUAUGAGAAGGUGAAGAAACGCCCCUCCCACAGUCAUUCCAGCAGCCACAAGCGGUUCCCCAGUACAGGAAGCUGCACUGAGGCAGGAGGAAGCAGCUCCUUGCAGAACAGCCCCAUCCGAGGCCUCCCACACUGGAAUUCCCAGUCUAGCAUGCCAUCCACCCCAGACCUGCGUGUCCGGAGUCCCCACUACGUGCAUUCCACAAGGUCGGUAGACAUCAGUCCCACGAGACUGCACAGCCUCGCACUGCACUUUAGGCAUCGGAGCUCCAGCUUGGAGUCCCAGGGCAAGCUCCUGGGCUCAGAGAAUGACACCGGGAGCCCCGACUUCUACACCCCGAGGACUCGUAGCAGCAAUGGCUCGGACCCCAUGGAUGACUGCUCUUCGUGCACCAGCCAUUCGAGCUCAGAGCACUACUAUCCGGCACAGAUGAACGCCAACUACUCAACGCUGGCUGAGGACUCGCCCUCCAAGGCGCGCCAGCGCCAGCGGCAGAGGCAGCGGGCAGCAGGCGCCCUGGGCUCAGCGAGCUCCGGCAGCAUGCCCAACCUAGCAGCACGCAGUGGGGCUGCAGGCGCGGGCGGCAGCGGCGGCGGCGUGUACCUGCACAGCCAGAGCCAGCCGAGCUCGCAGUACCGCAUCAAGGAGUACCCACUGUAUAUUGAGGGCAGUGCCACACCCGUGGUGGUGCGCAGCCUGGAGAGUGACCAGGAGGGCCACUACAGCGUCAAGGCGCAGUUCAAGACCUCCAACUCCUACACAGCUGGCGGCCUGUUCAAAGAGAGCUGGCGCGGGGGUGGCGACGAGGGCGACGCAGGCCGCCUUACACCAUCGCGCUCCCAGAUCCUGCGGACUCCUUCGUUGGGGCGUGACGGCGCCCACGACAAAGGCUCGGGCCGUGCUGCAGUAUCGGACGAGCUGCGCCUGUGGUACCAGCGUUCCACAGCCUCGCACAAGGAGCACAGCCGCCUGUCGCACACCAGCUCCACCUCCUCGGACAGCGGCUCUCAGUACAGCACCUCUUCCCAGAGCACCUUCGUGGCGCACAGCAGGGUCACCAGGAUGCCCCAGAUGUGCAAGGCCACUUCAGCUGCCUUACCUCAGAGCCAGAGGAGCUCAACACCGUCAAGUGAAAUCGGGGCCACCCCACCAAGCAGUCCCCACCACAUCCUGACCUGGCAGACGGGAGAAGCAACAGAAAACUCUCCCAUCAUGGAUGGGUCUGAGUCUCCAACUCACCAAAGUACUGAUGAAUAGAGGAGCUACAGUGAUAGCUGCUUCCUGGAUUCCUCCCUCUAUCCAGAGCUAGCUGAUGUCCAAUGGUACGGGCAGGAAAAAGCCAAGCCCGGGACCCUCGUGUGAGCCAACCCGGCCUCUUCUGAUCGCCGCACGCCAUUUUGAGUCACCUCACUGCCUCUCAGUUGCCUUACCCAGACACACUGUCACCUGCACCAGCUUCGGCCCUUGGCACUUUUUUUCUCCUGUCUCCAUAUCCCCUUCACCCUCAAAAACCUGACUGAGGAGACAUUUUGGAAGGUUCCGAUCCCACUGUGUGUCCCCUGGCUCUCUUACCCAGAGAGCCAGGCAACAAUCCUCACUGGCACCUUGGUGGUUUCCCCUUGCCAUGACAGCUCCAGGCCAGGAACUGUCAGGGAAGCCAGCACAUGCAAUCCUGUGGAAGAGAAGCGUCGGUAGAGAAUGGAAAACAGACUGACCAGUGUGCGGAGACCUUGACACUGCAUCCAGCUGCCACCUUAGGCCAACUGAGCGCUUCAAGAGGAGGAUGUCUCCUGGGGAUAUUCAGUUUACACCUGAAAUGUCCUGUAUUCUGUAACAAGACAGCCUGAAAGAGUACCUACGGGGAAGAGUGAGAAAGAAGACCAGCGCUUCGGAGACGCAUUGGAGGGUCACAAUCGGUUCUAUGCUGCCAAAGAUUCGACACAUUCAACAAUAAACAAAUUGGAGGGGCCAAGAGGAACACACUGUUUCUGCAGUGAAAUUUCUUUUCAGUUCUAAACUGCUUCUAUGCAGCACAAGUGAAAAGUCCACCAUCUGUAAACCAUGUCCAGUCGUGACCCGUCUCCUGUCAGUCCAUUUCUCACUGCCCGAGAGCCUGGAAAUGAACCUAAUGGGACCGUGAAGAGGGAGGAGGCUUGGCUGGCAGGCUCAGAAUCUGGCUGGCUGGACAUGAAGGAGGAGCAGGGCACUGUUAGGACCGCCUGAUACAGGGGCCCCCGCCUAUGUCCCCAAAGCUGCUUUCCUUUUGGGAUUGGUCAGAGCUAAAGGUGACCACUGCCAAAAGUAGUUCUCUCUUGUUAAAACAGCCAGUAAAAGUGUAACCUUUCUUUUUUGUACAAGGCAUUUCGUUUUCUUUUUUAUGGGAAACCAAGGGAAAAAGCACAUUGCAGUCUAUUCAAGUGUUUUACUCUCGUGGCUCACUGUGUUUGUCGACACUUGUGUGACAAAGAACUCAGAUGGACCUCUCCUGUAAGUCACUUAGUCAAAGAACCCAAGUAUGCUCUUAGGUAGGAAGAUUGUUUUUUAAAAUGUGUCUACCAGCCGGCAGGCAGAGCAGAGUUGAAACAACUCAGCUCCCAAAGGGCCCAUUCACCUCCAGCAGUAUCCAUGACCUUGAUUUACCACCUCUAUCCACAGAUACCAAGAGGCAAAAAAAAAAAAGAGAGAAAAAAAGAGAGAAAAAAAAAAGCAUGCGUGCAAGCUGUUCGUUUACAUGUGUUUUGAGCUAUGCUUAACACACAACCAAAAAGCCAUCAAUCUUCAAAGGCCUCAAAAUUUUAUAAUAACUAACCAGUCUUAGUUGGGUUACUCAAGAAGGCACAAAAACCAAAAGAGCUUCCAUGGAGGCAGUACAUGUUAAUAUACGUGGGGCUUGUGGGGGGUCACCUUUGUAAUGAUUUCCUGUGGGAAAGGCAUCCAGGAACAGGAGCCAGGAUGGGAGUACUUCUGUGGGAAAGCAGAUCUAAAAGUUAGCUGUGGCAUCAAAAGAAAAACCUUUUUGUUCAUGUAGAUGAAUCCAAGAACAAUAGACUCCACCAGACCAGGAGGGUAAGAAAUGGACACCAGAAAGGACUAUCCCUGUUGCUAACUCUGCAGUGGUUUGGAAAGCUCUGGAAGCCAAGUGGGAGCAUUUACACCAGGCAGAAGCAUCCAUACCAUGCGGUCUUAGGCCUCCUCUGCCAUUUUUCUAUGGCCCAUUCAAGGCUGGGUACCCCAGAGCUGGGCAUGGCUGGCUUGAUGAUUCAACUUUCAGAAACAGUACUCUUCCUGGACACUUCAAGGGUAACCCUGUAGGAUUGGUGGAAACUGGGUAAUGGUACAAAAUGAAUCUGGGGCUUGACAGAGAUGGGGGCUACCAUUUUUUUGUUUUUUGUUUUUUUUCUCCUAGUAUGAUGAUCAGAUCUGCAAAAGGCAGGUUUAUUCGGGGAUUUUUCCCACCUAUCUUCCCCAAAAGGAAAUGUGACACAUUGGGUUUUUUUUUUUCUUCCAAAAGGAGAUGCCUGAAUAAUUAGACUGAACUAUGGUGCAACAGGAAAAGUCCAAAGGGAAACAACGAACAAGACAAGGUUACAUAGUUACAGGUUAUAACAUAGACCUAUGACAUAGUGUGAAAAUCAGUUCUGAAUUCCGUUGGAUCAAUGAGAGAGGCAGAAAGAAUCUAAAAUGUAAUAAAUUUGGGAGCAGAGAGGAAUUGUAUGGGAGCUGUGAAUACCAUCAGGAUAGUCUGGUAGUAAGGACAGAGAUUAAGUAAAACAGGUUUUACUGUUUAGCUGUGUUCAGUUAAUACAAUGUACAUAAUAAGCAUUAGUCCUUUGAGACUGACAUGAUAAAUGGUCAGUGUGGUGGUGAACUCUAGGUGUUGUAUUCAAGCACCUGCAAACGCUUUACAGAUCCCUAUUUCUUUAAAGGAAGAGGAGCUAUGAAGCCCCCAGUCUGAUCUAAAGCCCCUAUUGGAUUCUUUGGGUACAUGUAAGAAAUUGCCUGUUUCAGCCAGAAGACUAUGUUGUGAGCCAGGUUGGUUUAUUUUGUUAUAUGCAGGUGAGUGUUGAAACUGUUAAAAUCCCAAUUUGUUUUCAUUCAGUAUUAGUUUAGUUCUAAAUAUAGCAAACCUCAUCCAGGUGCUAUCAGAUGACCAAUUACUGCUUAGUUAACUAGGUGUAAAGUUUUACAUAUCCAUUCAUGUCAAUAGUUUAUUACAAGUUGUGUAAAAUGGACUCUAGUUUAAUAAUGGGGGGAAAAGAUUAGGUUGCUCCUGAAACUGACUGUAGAGCAUGUAAAAUGAUUUUACUGGAUUCUGUUCAGCUGUAAUCAAUGAAAACGAUGUAUGUUGUAGACAAAGUUGCAGAAUUAAAAGAGAAAUCUGCUUUUAAUUUAUUCUUUUUGUAUUAAGAAUUUGUAUAGUACCUUUACAUUUUGCAGAACAGUGUUGUCAACACUUAUUAAAGCAUUUUCAAAAUGAAAACA
This is a messenger RNA of Onychomys torridus (southern grasshopper mouse), 6910 nucleotides long. It is a transcript of the gene Frmd4a, whose product is annotated as FERM domain containing 4A. The transcript has 24 exons. The record is from RefSeq and is a predicted model, not a curated record. Gene Ontology annotation, cellular component: cytoskeleton; adherens junction; bicellular tight junction. The coding region runs from base 611 to 3685 and encodes 1024 amino acids. Lineage: Eukaryota; Metazoa; Chordata; Mammalia; Rodentia; Cricetidae. Gene Ontology annotation, biological process: establishment of epithelial cell polarity.